Messenger RNA from Camellia sinensis, 1344 nucleotides. Its product is annotated as GPN-loop GTPase QQT2-like. The record is from RefSeq and is a predicted model, not a curated record. Lineage: Eukaryota; Viridiplantae; Streptophyta; Magnoliopsida; Ericales; Theaceae. Gene Ontology annotation, molecular function: GTPase activity.
GUUUAUGCAUUAAAGGACCGAGGAAAAUGGACAAUGAUUCUGAUUCCAUCAAUUCGAACUCGAAAACACCUGAGGAAGCUGUGUCAACAAUGUAAAUGGACUCAGAUGGAUCGUCCAACACUUGAGGUAAAUUCAAAGACGAUAUUGCCGAGUCGAUAGAAAAAAUGCAUACUGAGUCUGGGGAGGCAGGGACUUCAUAAACCAAUUUCAAAAGAAAACCAGUCAUCAUCAUUGUUGUAGGAAUUGCAGUGGAAAAACAACGUUCCUUCAUCGCCUAGUUUGUCAUAUGCAAGCUUCAAAUAUCCAGGGCUAUGUAAUGAAUCUUGACCCUGCUGUGAUGUCCCUCCCAUUCAGUGCAAAUAUCGAUACAAGGGACACCAUCAAAUACAAGGAAGUGAUGGAGCAGUUCAAUCUUGGUCCUAAUGGUGGAAUCCUGACAUCACUCAAUUUGUUUUCUACUAAGUUUUAUGAGGUUAUUUCGGUUAUUGAGAAACGAGCAGAUCAGCUAGAUUAUGUUCUUGUGGACACUCCUGGUCAGAUCGAGAUAUUCACUUCGUCUGCUUCUGGAGCAAUCAUAACAGAAGCUUUUGCUUCGACCUUUCCCACUAUAAUUACAUAUGUAGUUGAUACACCUUGUUCUUCGAAUCCACAAACUUUCAUGAGCAAUAUGCUUUAUGCUUGUAGCAUUCUCUACAAGACACGAUUGCCUUUGGUGUUGGCAUUCAACAAGACUGAUAUGGCUCAGCACCAAUUUGCUUUGGAGACUUUGAGGCAUUUCAUGUGGCACUAGAUUCAGAUCAUUCGUACAUGUCAACCCUUACUAGAAGCCUCUCUCUUGCUCUGGAGGAGUUCUAUGAGAAUCUAAGAUCUGUUGGAAUGUGCAGUUUCUCGUGCUGGAAUGGAGGCUUUCUUCAAGGCCAUUGAAGCAAGUGCCGAAGAGUACAUGGAAACGUACAAGUUUAGCACAUACUCAACUCUUCAUCAAGUUGUAGUGUGAUUUUAUUUUUAUGGGCAUGAUGUGGCUGAUCCUUGUUGACUCGAUCUUUUUGUUGUCAGGAUAAGCGAUCCACUAUUAUUCUUGUGUGGCAUUUGCUUGUUUUUUUAGGGCUGAUCUUGACAAGCGGUGGGCAGAGAAGCAACAUUUGGAGGAAGAAGAAGGAGGGAGAACAUGGAGAAGCUGAGGAAAGAUAUGGGACGUCCAGGGGAGAAACUGUGGUAUUGAGCAUUGGUUUGAAGGAUAGAGAAAUCAGUAGUAAGGCCAUGAUGGAUGAAGAUGACGAAGAGGAAGAGGAAUACAAUUAUGAGAGGUUUACUGAGGAGGAAGGUGUUAUAGAUGAGGAUGAA